AUGGAGCAUCCUGCUGGCGGCUACAAGAAACUGUUUGAAACUGUGGAGGAGCUGUCCUCGCCACUAACCGCACAUGUGACAGGUCGAAUCCCCCUCUGGCUCAGCGGCAGUCUCCUCCGAUGUGGGCCAGGGCUCUUUGAAGUUGGAUCGGAGCCAUUUUACCACCUGUUUGAUGGGCAAGCCCUCCUGCACAAGUUUGACUUUAAAGAAGGACAUGUGACAUAUCAUAGAAGGUUCAUCCGCACCGAUGCUUAUGUACGGGCAAUGACUGAGAAAAGAAUCGUCUUAACAGAAUUUGGCACCUGUGCUUUCCCAGACCCUUGCAAGAAUAUCUUUUCCCGGUUUUUUUCUUACUUUCGAGGAGUGGAGAUUACCGACAACGCCCUAGUUAAUAUCUACCCAGUGGGGGAAGACUACUAUGCCUGCACAGAAACUAACCUUAUUACAAAGGUUAAUCCAGAGACCUUGGAAACUAUUAAGCAGGUUGAUCUGUGCAACUACGUCUCAGUCAAUGGAGCCACUGCCCACCCUCACAUUGAAAGCGACGGAACCGUUUACAACAUUGGUAAUUGCUUUGGGAAGAAUUUUUCGAUUGCCUACAAUAUUGUAAAGAUCCCUCCACUGCAAGCAGACAAACAAGACCCAAUAAGCAAGUCAGAGGUCGUUGUACAAUUCCCCUGCAGUGACCGAUUCAAGCCAUCUUACGUCCAUAGCUUUGGCUUGACUCCCAACUAUAUUGUGUUUGUGGAGACACCAGUGAAAAUUAACCUAUUCAAGUUCCUUUCAUCAUGGAGUCUGUGGGGAGCCAACUAUAUGGACUGUUUCGAGUCCAAUGAAACCAUGGGGGUUUGGCUUCAUAUUGCUGACAAAAAAAGAAGAAAAUACCUGAAUAAUAAAUACCGGACUUCUUCUUUUAAUCUCUUCCAUCACAUCAACACCUAUGAAGACAAUGGAUUUCUGAUUGCAGAUCUAUGUUGCUGGAAAGGAUUAUGCAACUGGGUGACUGGGAGGCCGCGGGGCCCCACAGCCACUCAAUGCCACGGCCAAAAGCAGCUCUCCCAGUCCGUUCCAGGCCUGCCCGGCUCUCGUUUCUGCCCUGCUUCUCUCUGCAGGACGACAUGGCGCGAUCCAGAAACGAAACCUCCGAAGACUGCGGUUCGGGCGGUUUGUUCUCGCAUUCCUUUACACUCGCCUCCGCUGUUCCGCCCCUCGCAGGCUGACACGGGCAAGAAUCUGGUCACGCUCCCCAACACCACUGCCACUGCCAUCCUGUGCAGCGACGAGACCAUCUGGCUGGAACCCGAGGUUCUGUUCGCGGGGCCUCGCCAAGCGUUUGAAUUUCCUCAAAUCAAUUACCAGAAGUAUAGUGGAAAACCUUAUACUUAUGCCUAUGGACUUGGCUUGAAUCACUUUGUUCCAGACAGGCUCUGUAAGCUGAACGUCAAAACAAAAGAAACUUGGGUUUGGCAAGAGGCUGAUUCCUACCCAUCAGAGCCCAUCUUUGUGUCGCACCCCGAGGCCAUGGACGAAGAUGACGGUGUGGUCCUAAGCAUCGUGGUGAGCCCUGGGGCAGGGCAAAAGCCUGCCUACCUCUUGAUCCUCAAUGCCAAGGAUUUGAGUGAAGUUGCCAGAGCUGAAGUGGAGAUUAACAUCCCUGUCACUUUCCAUGGACUCUUCAAAAAAUCCUGAGCAAGACACUGGAAGUUCUGCUUUUCUCUUUCAAAGUGUGAUGACAAACCAAGAACAACAAAGCUGCUAUCUGCAACCAAACUCGGUCCCAUUUUAGCCUUCUGUUUGUUAUGAUUUUAACGGUGGCUGCACCUGAGUUUGCAAUGUUUUAGAGCACUUAGUUAACCAAGCAAUUCCUGUACCAAGGGUGCAUGUUUAGAUAGUCAUACUUUGUAGGACAGCAGACCGCAAAUGAAAACUCUUUCACGUAUUUGACAAUCAAAUAAAUAUUGAAUGUGAAAUGAUUAAAGAGUUUUAUAUCCAUACUGUAAACAUGUAUGUUAAGGACCUGUCUCCUUCUAUUAUUAUUUAACACUUAAAAUCAAAAUCCUCUACAGUUGAAUGAUACGUGGCUUUGCUGAGUCAAUGUGGUAUCAUGCACAGGGGCUUAAUUAAAAGUCAGUUCAAAUUUUUUCUCAAGCCAGAGUCGAUCAUCUAAGAAUAAUCAGAGUGAUUAAGCUCUAUUUUAAUUGCUCAAAGAUUCUCAAGUUUUGUGAACCUUAACAUUUCCAUUUAAUAUAGGCAAACACUAAUAGUUCUAAUUUUACAGUGAGAAACUCUGUGUAUAAUCAGUUAAGAAAGUUCAAUCAAAUGAAAUCUCACUCAAAUGAAGUUAUAUCUGUAUUUAUAGAUAUUAAAAGCAUAUGUAACAUCAAAACAA
This is a messenger RNA of Echinops telfairi (small Madagascar hedgehog), 2389 nucleotides long. RefSeq names its product retinoid isomerohydrolase RPE65 (gene RPE65). The record is from RefSeq and is a predicted model, not a curated record. The transcript is spliced from 12 exons. NCBI's taxonomy places the organism in Eukaryota, Metazoa, Chordata, Mammalia, Afrosoricida, Tenrecidae. Gene Ontology annotation, biological process: retinal metabolic process; zeaxanthin biosynthetic process. Gene Ontology annotation, molecular function: beta-carotene 15,15'-dioxygenase activity; all-trans-retinyl-ester hydrolase, 11-cis retinol forming activity; retinol isomerase activity. Bases 1 to 1689 code for a protein of 562 amino acids.